GGGAGGUCUUCGUGGCCGACGAGGGCACGGCCGACGAGGGCACGGCCGACGAGGGCACCCGAGUUCCUUGGGCUCAGGACCAUAAUCUGAGUUGGCCCCUUUUCGGCCGACGGGGGCGUCUUGGCCGACGAGGGCGCCACUCUGUGUCUUGUGCUUUCUGUUCUUCCGAGUAUGUGGGUCCAGGGGCUCAGACCCAUAUACUCCAUCAGGAGUCCCCCACUCUCUAAGCUGAGACGUAGACGAAGUGAAGGAGAGUAGAUUCCCGUGUUUUAGCGCUUUUGGCCGAUGCGGGCAUCCCCGGGUCGUUAGCCGUUGCGGCGUUGGCGUUGUUUCCUCUUUGGUGUGUUCAUUCGAGGACGAUGAGUCUCCCGCUUCGAUGGUGGCCGUUGAAGGCACGCUUUCCUUUUCAUGGGUGUUGAUGGUUGAAGUUUGGGCCGAUGAGGCCGUUGAGGUUGUUCCUUGCUCUGAGGACGAUGGCGUCCUUUCCUUUGGGUGGCCGAUGGGGGUGUUUGCGCACUCCUUUUGGCCGUCGUUGAUUAGCUUUCAUGUUUCUGGCCGAAGAGCCCCUCGUGAUUAAGUGAUGGCGAAGGACGAUGAGCGUCCUUGCCUUUGGUGGCCCGUUGGCCGUUGCAGAUGACGUUGUGUGCCUUCGGUCGACGAGGUGUAGUGUGACGCAUGGCCGAUGUGGCCAUGCUCUGUGGUUACCUUGUUUGCAUUCUCUUUUGUUUUGUUGAGGCCGGUGUAGUCCCCCAGUCCCCCACUUCUUCAGGCCGAAGAGUGUGAGGGGUGAAGGAGUUGCCUGUGUCCCAGGCCGAGGCGGCCUCUCCGUAGUGCCCCUGAAUCCAACCCUUAUGGCGAUUUUCUGGCCAAGGUAACCCUGUGGGAGAACCCUUGUGCGCAGAUCGCUUGUAAAGAGUUAUCAUCAAGGGUCGUUACGAGGAGCCGACGGCUGUGGGUUUUUGUUCCUUUGGUCCUGUGGCCGUUCAUUACGUUCCUGGCCGUUGUCAUCUCCCUAUCGUUGGUACUUGUGAAUUUGGUAUGUGAAUAGGCCGCUGUGGGCGCUUGCUGGCACUUGUGAAGCCGGCAAGCGUAGAGGCCGUAGAGUCUGUUUUGCUGGUGGGCUCUUGAUGUUUUGCUUGGCCCGUUGUUGACGUGGUGGCCUCUCAUUGGUGGCCGUUGACGUGGCCAUUGGGAGGGUGCCACGUGUAGUGACCGUUGGGUGGGGGGUUCUAUAAAUACCCCUCCCCCUCCGACGAGAAAACUCAUUUGCUUUCUGAGUUUUGUCGAAGUGCUGCCCGGAUUUCUAGAGAGAUAAACUCUGAAGCUUGUUCUUCAUGUUCUUCGUUUGUUCAAGGUUAGUGUUCAUCGAAAUCCUCUCUGUACUUUGCAUGUUUUGCUUCCUAGGCUAGUGAUCUAGUGUUAGGCCCUUGAGUAUCCUUAGAUCUUGAAGUAGGCUGCAGUAUAUUCGAGAUAGUGUUUAAGAUGAAAAACCUCAACGAGGAGUACUAUCCUUAUGACGACGAGCCCUCUGCCCAGUCCCUUGAUUAUGACCUUCUCGAGGAGUUCUGUGAGGAGAUUGAGAAUCUGAGCUCGUUCCGUACCGGGGAGCCGGCCAAAGAGGACCAUGCGGACGAGGGGUCUGCGUCAUCGUCUGGGGGUGAGGACGCGGGGGUCUCUCGAACUGCUGAUGGGGCAUCCACGUCGGCUGCCAUCCCCUGCCCUAAACUUGUGUCUGCUGUGAAGGGCGUUGCACCGCCGAGGAGGGUUAGGAGGCCGAAGAGAGGGCCAACCUUUUCUCACCUUGAUUUGACGAACAUCUAUGUCAUCAGGCCGCAGAGUAAUGCGGGGGAAUACUUGGUCGCCCAAAUGUAUGUGGGGCCGUACGGCAGGGUUAGGGCCCCCAGGCCGACGGACCAUGUCCUCAAUCCCCCCCGGGCUACUUCGGAGUGUACCCGAUGAGCUUUGCUAAAGGGCUUAGGUUUCCGCUUCAUCCUUUUAUCACUGAGUACCUGGAUAUGGUGGGGCUCCCUCCGGCCUUGUUGACGCCGAAUAGCUACUCCCUCAUCGUCGGCUUCAUCCUGCGGUGUGCUGAAUUGGACUUCAGGCCGACGACGGCGCUGUUUAUGAACUUAUAUCAGAUAGGCCGUGGGAGUCAUCAGAACUGUGCGUCGUAUGCCACCCUUCAACAACUUCCCAAGAAGAGGAGUUUCACAGACCUGCCGACGUCCAUCCAUGGGUGGAAAGGGAAGUUUGUGUUCGUGUCUCUGGGCGAGGGGGGCACAGAGUUUCCCUCCGUCGGCCACACAGGCCAUUUUAAUCUUCAUGAUGCGCCGAGGAGCUCCAUCCUGGACGCUCAAGUUGAGGCCUUCCUGGAGGGGGGCCGAGGAGUGUGAAGACAUAUAUUACCGAGUACAAGAUGGCCGCCCUCGGCUUUGUAUGGUAUUUUGUGUAUGGUGAUCUCGACGAUGAUGUGGAGUUGUGGCCGAAGAUGACCACGUCCUAUGAGGAGGUUGAUAGUCCCGAUCUGGGGGUGCCAGCUGAGGCCGAUGGUAAGUCCCUUCUGACGUGCUUCCUUGUCGUACUUUCGUAUUUUGCUUUCUAACCCUUAGUGUUUUUUUUGUGAUGCAGGUUUUGUGAUGGACCGCAUGUCGUUCAUGAAGAGGGCCCAACUCAAAGCGGCCGAGGAGCUGAAGGCCCAACAACCUGGGGCUACUGCUGCGGCCAAGCCGCCGGUGCAGCCGAAGAAGAAGAGGCAGGCCGAAGAGGGCCAGAAGAAGUUGACGGAGGUGGGAAUGAAGCCUCCCAAGAAGUCAAAGAGGGCUUCUUCUGCCGGCGAUGCUGGGACGUCGGCUGUUCCUUCUGGGGACGGAGAGGGUUCAAAUCCUGAUGCUAUGGUGGGCCACCCUUCAGGCCCGUCGUCCACCACUCUUUCCACUAUUCCUGCUCCCUCAACGGCCGCCCGGAAGAAAGGGUCCGGCCGAGAGCUGGUCAGAGGGACCUAUAAGCUCGAGGUAGAGUACCCCGUCAAAGGGGGGCUGUUCAAUGAAAUCGUUGACGGCCACGAGGUGAUUUCUCAGGCCAUCCCUGAUGAAGACCGGGCUUAUCUGAAGAAGCUCGGCCACGUGAAGAUGUACGAUGGUGGGAUGGACCACGUCGUCCAAGGUGCCUUCAUGUUGAUGGAGAACAACAGGAGGCAACAAAAAGAGAUUGCCCGUCUGAGGCAAUUUGAGCAGAAGGUUGCCUCAGCCGAUGAGGCACUAGGCAGCUUAGAGAGGCUGCGUCUUGAGGUUGAGGGCCUUAAGAAGAGGGCCGACGAGGCCGACCAAUUGGCCGCUGAGAAGGAGGGGGCUCUCCAGCGCUUGGCCGACGUGGAGCGUGCCCGCGAUGAGGCCCUUCAGCGCGCCGAGGAGGCCGAGAAGGGCAAGGCUAGUGCAGAGUUGGCUCUCGUCGCUGCCGAGGAGAAAGCCGCUGAUGCCGCUGUGCAGAAGUUUAUUGAAGUCGGUUGGAAGGACGAGGGCCGGCUUCCAUUCUGUUUUGAGGUCGUGGCGGCCAGACUCGUUCACUGGGUGAACCAAUCCCCCGACGGCCAGGCCUAUUGGGAGAAGGAGAUGAAGGUCUUUUAUGACCUUGGCCAAUACCGGAUGCAACGAUUGUUGUACAGGAGGCUGCAACGGCGUUUCAUGGAUAUCGGUGUGUCCAAAGAGUGGGCCGUCGGCCUCGAGUUGCCUCCUUUGAUGAAGCAUCCUGAGGCAGAGUUGGAGCUUCCGGUGGCCGAGCGGCAGCUCCCUAUUGAGAGCUCACGCAUCAGCGAUGACUGGGCGUAUGAGCGGAGCAUGUUCGAAGAUACUGCCACGUCGGCUGCCCCUGCCGGUACAUCUGUUGUCACGGCCGAGGGGGGUCCUGAGGCCGAGAAAGACUCUGAAGCCCCUCCAGAGAUCUGAUCCUUUGUAGUUUUAUUUCUUUGUGCUAUGUAACGGCCUAGAAGCCCUCCUUGUACUCAAUUUAUAUUGAAUGGAAAUGUUUUCGUAGUACUUGCUGUCUGCGUCGUCG
This is a messenger RNA of Cuscuta europaea, 4050 nucleotides long. The record is from the annotation of a GenBank genome assembly. Lineage: Eukaryota; Viridiplantae; Streptophyta; Magnoliopsida; Solanales; Convolvulaceae.